Neohortaea acidophila is the source of this 1924-nucleotide messenger RNA. RefSeq lists its product as uncharacterized. Bases 265 to 1836 code for a protein of 523 amino acids. The record is from RefSeq and is a predicted model, not a curated record. The transcript is spliced from 2 exons. Lineage: Eukaryota; Fungi; Ascomycota; Dothideomycetes; Mycosphaerellales; Teratosphaeriaceae.
GUCGGAUGGCUGCAGCUUCGUUUGCUCGCACGCAUGUCCUUCGCCCUUUGUGCCACGUCACUUUCUUCAUGCAUCCACACCGUCCCACCACUCACUCCUCUACAUUCACCCCCCUACUUUUCAGCAUGAAUUCCUCGUUUCCAUCUAUAUUCACAUUCACCUUCCUUUCUUAGACACUCUUUAGGCAUCCACGCACCCCCUCCAUCGCCAUCUAACCCCUGGCAUCCGUACACGCGCCCAUCUCACCCCGAUCAUACUCCCAGCAUGGCUCUGCUCAACGGCCAGGGUGGCGAAGACAUCAUGGACGACAUGUACUGGAUCCUGCGCACGCACAACACCGCCCCGUACGAGCGCGACGAUCGUGUGAAGGAGAAUCAGGAGAACAAGGAGAACAGGGAGUACGUUACGGCGGACGAGUGCAGUCUGAGAGAGUUCCACGCUGCGCCGUUUUUGCCCUCCUUCACCGAUGCCGUGGGCAUGAAAGUCCACGGACGCAGGAAGAACGACACGGUGGAGCUGUUCGAGUGGCACGAGGGGAAGGAGACGCCUGGACUGCGCGGCCAACUCCUUUCCAAGGGCUUGACGGUGCACACGUUCGAUUCCAAGCGGCACCCCAACCCGUCGCCAUCGCUGGAAAACGAGACUACGAAGAAGAUCCCCAAACUCAUCCUCCGCGCGGGUACGAGUGAGAGAAAAGAGGAAUCGCCAGACCGCACAGCAAUGACAGCGCCAGAACGCACGCACGCGAUCAAAAAUGCCAUCAAGCAGCUGGAAGUCGCGCACAACACGACCAUCGACUACGCCCUCCUCGCCGACGCAGACAAAGCGAGUCCGCGUCUCUUGCUUUGCAAAAUCUCCGUGCAAGACUUCCGGGACUUCUUCUCCAACGGCUCUAACGGUGAAGGUGCGGCGGGUCAGCCAGACGGAGUCAAGAGGACGCUGACGAUGACGUCCCACGAAACGCCGUACCGCGUCGUCGGAUGCGUGGAAGCUGGUGAGCCGCGGAUGACGGACGAAGAGGAGCUUGACUUAUUCUUGAAGCGCAAACGCACCGCGGGUCAAGGAGAGGGCUUCCGCGUGGCUGUUUCCUUUUACGAUCUCGCUGCUGCGAAAGAGAGGGAGAGGGAGGAGGAGAGGAAGCGGGAGCGCAAGGCGGAGAAGAAGAAGCGGCAGCUGAAGGCGAGGAGUGAUGCGACUUCGUCCGUCAGUGAGGAGAAGUGCUCUUCUUCUUCGACUACAUCUGGGGAGACGGCGGGGAGCGACGACGUCGUGGAAGCAAUGAGGAAGCGCCAGAGAGAGAAAGCGAAGGAAAAGAAGAAGAGUCAAAAGGCACGCCGAAGCGAGAAGAAGAAAGAGGAGACAUCACCCCCUGCAGCGGCGGGUGCUCGCGUGACCGACAACGACGCCAACAAAAGCACCACAGACGCCACCGCCGCCGUAAUGAAGCUCCUGCGCGUCGGCGAGCCCGGCUCGAAGUACCGCCUCGUAGGCAGCGUGGCCGACAUGACGGUCCUCGAAGCGAACGAUGGAACGCAGACGCUGCACACGCCUAACGGGAAGGUGUUCGAUUUGUCCAAAGUGAAGGAGCGGGAUACGGCUAUGGAGGUGGAGAAGCGGGGGAAGUGGACGAGGAACGGGAUCGGGAAGAGGAGUGUGUGUGAGCAUAAAGAGGAGAGCAGCAGCGAGUUUUCGGAUGUGGAGGAGGAAGAAGAGAGCGAGGGUAAGGGGGUAUCGGGGUCGGAUUCGAUGGACGUUGUGUAUGCUUCGACUACCGAGGAGCUGGAUGAGGCGAUUGCUAACAGCAAAGGACAGGUGUGGUUAGUGAACAAGGAGUGAGAAGAGCGCGCGGGUCGGAUGGCGAGCAAGUGCCUCCAAGGUCGACGAGUUAGUAGAAGAGGUUGGACGGAAGGGAAAGGGUUCACAU